Ustilago hordei is the source of this 1269-nucleotide messenger RNA. RefSeq lists its product as uncharacterized. The record is from RefSeq and is a predicted model, not a curated record. NCBI's taxonomy places the organism in Eukaryota, Fungi, Basidiomycota, Ustilaginomycetes, Ustilaginales, Ustilaginaceae. Gene Ontology annotation, molecular function: translation initiation factor activity. Gene Ontology annotation, biological process: cytoplasmic translational initiation. The transcript has a single exon. Gene Ontology annotation, cellular component: eukaryotic translation initiation factor 3 complex; cytoplasm. Bases 1 to 1269 code for a protein of 422 amino acids.
AUGUCCACCGAACUAGUCACCGUCCUCGCCGAGGGCACGUUUGAAGAGCAGAUUGUCGAAGUCUCCGCCUUCCUCUCCCGUUCUCAAGCCGAAGCUUCCCGUAAGGAUUUCAUCUCUCGUUUCCAGCAACUCGCUCUCGAAGCUGAGCCCUCCGCACCCGCCUCCACCGAUGACACCGCCGCUCCUACCUCGGACUCUGCCAAAAAAGCAUCCACUGUCUCUUCCCUCGUCUCGGAAGUAAAGUCUCUCGGCCAAGGAACCGACCGCGAGCUCGAAGGAGUCUACAACCUCCUUUUCUCUCUCGUCUCUUCCACUUGCCAAGAAUCCACUCUUCUCCCCACACUCAUCUCUGCUGUAUCGCGCCAAGGUGCAGUGGAGAAGAACAACGUCCGCUACCGUAUCCUUUCCAACCUUUACAACUCUCUCCCCGCUAGCUCGCCUUUGCGAUUGCAGACUUUUGAUGCGCUGUUGAGUCUUGCUGCUGCCAACGACGAUUUGGAUUAUCUUACUAGCUCCUUGAAGGCAUUGCCGCAGUGGUUGGCGCAGUGGCAAGUGAGUGAGGCGGACAAGGCUGCCUGUUUGCAGUCAGUGGCAAAGGCAUUGGAGGGAGCAGAGAAGGAACACGGUCAAACGUCUAAAGCUUAUCAAUUCUUGCUUCUGCACCUGCGAUACAUCUCGACUAAUCCGAGUCAAGGUUCGACCAAGGAGGCUGCUGAACGUACCCUUGCUGCUGCUCUGCGCUUGCCUAAGCUCUACGAGUUUGAGGACUUGAUGCAGAUCCCUGCUGUACUCCAACUCAACCCUUCGCCCGUCUUUGAGCUGUUGAAGAUCUUUGUCCGUGGUUCAACGGCAGACUACACCGCUUUCGCUUCUUCUAACCCUAGCGAAAUCUCCCGUCUCGGUCUCAACAGCGAGCAACUCGCUCACAAGAUCCGACUUUUGGACCUCGCAGAUCUCUGCGCUCUCAGCGUCUCCUCCGACGUCUCCUACUCGAGCAUCGCCAAAACUCUCAACAUCAGCGAAGACGACGUAGAGACUUGGGUCAUCGACGUCAUCCGUGCCGGUCUGGUUAGCGGCAAGCUCAGCCAGGUUAAACAGGCAUUCCGAGUGUACAAGAGCACCCAUCGACAGUUUGGCAAGAAAGAAUGGCAAGGUUUAGAGAAGAGACUCGUCGAAUGGCAGAAAUCUAUCGCUGCGAUCUUGGAGAGUGUAGCUGCUACCAGGGGUGGAAAGUUGCAUGAUGCUGCUGGGCAGACUGUUCAGGCAUAA